Momordica charantia (bitter melon) is the source of this 1967-nucleotide messenger RNA. RefSeq lists its product as uncharacterized. The record is from RefSeq and is a predicted model, not a curated record. NCBI's taxonomy places the organism in Eukaryota, Viridiplantae, Streptophyta, Magnoliopsida, Cucurbitales, Cucurbitaceae.
CUCAAAGAUAUCAUAGUCGGACAAAUGAACGAAGAUUUUAGCGACGGAGACGACGACGACAUGAAAUACAACGAUCCCAAUUACGAUUACAAUGAAGAACUGAAGAAAUACGAGAAAGAACUCGACCAACGGAUGAAAUAUGCCAACGAUCAACCAUUUCCAAUGGGAGACGAAGAAGAACAAAACGACGACGGUUUUGUCAUAGACGAAGCAGAACAGAAGCUGAUGAAGAAUGACGGAGGAGAAGAAGUGGCAGAAGAAUCAGACAAAGAAGAAGAAGAAACACCAAAUAUAAUCCCAAAGAAUUUCUCUCUCAAAUCCCAUCGCAACAACAAAUACCUCCGCUACACAAACGACGGCGAAAACUCCGACGGUCUACUCCGCUUCUCAAGCAAGAACAUCGUCGGCCCGUACUCAAAAUUCGCCGUUCGCGCCUCCAAAAGCCACCGCGGUUUCGUCCACAUAAGAUCCUGCUACAACAACAAAUUCUGGAUCCGUCACUCCGCCAACGACAAUCGCAUCGCCGCCGUCGCCAACGAGGAGCAAGAAGACGACGUGUCGGCACCGUCAUGCACGCUUUUCCAGCCAAUUUUCAUCCCAGAGAAAAACGGCUGCUACAUCCGACACAUCCAGCUCGACAAGUAUCUCUCCAUAGACGAACAAGACAAUUUAGUCGCGAAUAUUGGACUAGAAAACGUGGGAGAAAUCGACGAGAAGACGGUCCUCUUCACCGCCGUUGAUUGGGACUCCAUUUUCGUACUCCCCAAAUACGUCGCCUUCAAAGGCAACAACGGCGACUUCCUCGAAACCUCCGGCAAAUAUCUCAAAUUCUCGGCCUCCAGCGUGGAAGAUCCAGCGGUCGUGUUUGAGGUGAUCGCCAUGGAAGAUGGUUACAUUCGGAUAAAGCACGUGAGAUCUGGCAAGUAUUGGAGGAGAGACCCGAAUUGGAUAUGGUGUGAAUCCAUAGACACCAAAAGGAGCGAUCCCAACACUUUGUUUUGGCCUGUCAAAGUUGAUAACAGCAUUGUGGCUCUGCGCAGCAAAGGCAACAAUCAUUUCUGCAGGAGUCUGACGGCAGAUGGAAAAACUGAUUGCCUUAAUGCUGCAGAUUCCACCAUUACAAACCCUGCACGACUUGAAGUGAUCGAGGUUGUUGUUGCGAGGAGCAUUGAGAAUGUGGAGUAUCGGGUUGAGGAUGCCAGGGUUUAUGGGAAGAAGAUUCUGACGGUGUCGAAGGGAGUGGCCAUUAACAAGACGGAGGUUGCAGACCACGUGACCAUGAAGUUUAGGUAUGAGAAGAAGGUGGAGAGGAUGUGGAGUUCGUCUGUUUCGAUGACUUUUGGGAUGGCCGCAAAGUUUACGACGAAGAUUCCGACAGUGGGGAGUAUGAAGUUCGAGCUUUCGUUUGAACAGAGCAGCGAGAAGACGAGGGAGGAGAGCGAGAAGGAAAAAUCGUUCGAGGAAACUUCAGAGACCAUAACAAUUGCUCCAAUGUCGAAAGUGAAAUUUGGUGCUGUGGUGUCGCAGGGAUGGUGUGAUAUUCCUUUUAGCUACACUCAGAGGGACACUUUGAGAGAUGGAACACAAGUAACGCAUCGGUUUGAGGAUGGGAUUUUCACUGGAGUUACUACGUAUGACUACAAAUUUGAGACAGAGAGGCUUGCAAUCUGGGAUGGAGAAAAUUGGUCGAAGACAGUCGUGUCGAGUUCUGGAGCAGUGGAAGAAGAUGACGAAUCCAGCGGAAGCGACUAGUUAACGAACAAAUACCUGAAAAAUAAAACUGCCACUGAGUAUUGUGUGUGCUUCUUGUAUUUUCAAUUACUGUAAUUUGUUUGUGUUGGUAGGACUGGUUUUAUGAUGUUGUGUCUGUGGAAUCUAAGGGUAAAGCAUAAAUUGGUGCGGGAAUAAGUCUUUGUAACCCUUUUCUGUUUGAAAAUCAAUAAAUGUUUAAACUUCUCUUGAUUACA